AUGUUACCCAAUCCACUUCAACAUAGCGACGCCACACCUACACCCUCCCGCCGCAGGCUGAGCAAGCUGGAAACACUGCCCGUCGAGAUCGUUGACCAAAUCCUGUCCUACCUCAUCCACCCGCAUUGCCGUUUGCCUGGCCUCACCGAGACUGAGAGCAGAUACGAUGUUUCAGAGACGCAGAAGCGGAGCAUUAAGAACAAAGAAGACCUGACCCAAAGUGCAGACAGUCAUCGCUGGGCUGCCGAUAUCUUCUCUCUCCAUGUGCUUCCUCACCCUUUCAAUGCCCUGUCGUGCACGUCCAGAAGAUGCAACGAAUUCGUUGAGGGCUACUGCUCGCAUCUCGUUCGACAAUGCAACAUGUUCAAUCUACCAUUCGCCCAGUUGGACAGGUACGGUGCUGUCCAUCCGGAUAUGAGCCAUAUCGUGUAUCGAAGACUAUGGUUGCAACACGCCCCACGGAGGUGCAUCUAUUGCUUUGCGGCAUUAGACACCUAUCCUUUUCCACUCGUCAAGCGUCUCAUCACGGCUUGUGAAGGAUGCUUCUACCGUCAGACCUUGACAGUCGACGAAGUACAGAUGCAAUACCAUAUCUCCACAGCCACUGUUCUCGCCUCCCGCCGCAUCAGAGGCAAUCCCGGCUCAGUAUGGGUCUUGCGCGUCGACGUGGAAGCGCUUGCCCUACAACUCUACCGUACUCGAGAGUUCCACAAUGCCCGCAAGGAGCAAUUCGGCAAACCGUGCUCCAUCUGUGCCAUCACCAGAUUCAGACCGGAGCACCAUAUCGGCAAGCAGCGGCCAACCCAAAAGACAUCUGUUCGCUUAAUCGCGAAGAAGCGGCCUACGAGACGUUUGACGCGAUCUUCAUGA
Molecule: messenger RNA, 870 nt
Organism: Alternaria rosae
Lineage: Eukaryota; Fungi; Ascomycota; Dothideomycetes; Pleosporales; Pleosporaceae
Exons: 2
Coding region: 1-870 (289 amino acids)
Source: RefSeq, a predicted model, not a curated record